Botrytis sinoallii is the source of this 538-nucleotide messenger RNA. RefSeq lists its product as uncharacterized. Lineage: Eukaryota; Fungi; Ascomycota; Leotiomycetes; Helotiales; Sclerotiniaceae. The record is from RefSeq and is a predicted model, not a curated record. Bases 1 to 201 code for a protein of 66 amino acids. The transcript has 3 exons.
AUGCAGAAAAAUCAAAUCGUAGCAAUGCUUCUCUGUUUUGUUUUCCUCCUCAUGUUUGUAAUGAUUUUCGUCACUAUGCGACUUGUCAAUAUUUUUGCGCAUAAAAUUUCGAAUGCGAAAUCAGCUCUUAGCGCAGACCGAGCACUCGACGGUGACGAUGGCGUAACAGAUGUUACCGGACCUGCCACUACGAUCGUCUGAAGCACUUUGGCAAGGCUCAGAUUGAUAUUACGCGAUUGCACGAAAGAAAGACCAUUGGAGGAAAGAAUGUUGGGCCGUUUACAGAGGCAUCUGAUCGCCAAGCAAUUGUAUGGUAAAUCUGGAGUGGAUAUUCGUGUACAUAGUGAAGGAAAUCGAUAACCUGUGGUAGUUACUACCAUCUCUUAUAAACUAUCUCGAUUCUUUCUGCCACUUAGUCAUACAAGCUCGUUGCCAGGACUCCCAAACGGCUUAUUCUUGUUUCCAUCUAUUCGAAAUCCAAUUUUGACUCAAGCAAUAACACCCGCAAUGUGCUAAGCUCUUUUCUGCUCGUUCUUGU